Molecule: messenger RNA, 1862 nt
Organism: Bipolaris sorokiniana ND90Pr
Lineage: Eukaryota; Fungi; Ascomycota; Dothideomycetes; Pleosporales; Pleosporaceae
Exons: 2
Coding region: 124-1575 (483 amino acids)
Source: RefSeq, a predicted model, not a curated record
CUCGGAGCAUCCCUCGUCCUGUCAUCCACAAACACCACCAACCCCGUGGCUGAAUGCCUCUUGUCCCUGGCCCCCAGACCGACAACAACGCCAUCGCCAUUUCAGACUAUUCGAGCCGACGCCAUGAGGAGCAAACCCAGAAGCACUACGCUGCCUCUCCCACAGGCGGAGUUCGAGGCGCUGCCCGAUUCGGUCCAGAGAAAGUACUUUUCGUCCUUGGAGCGUCUGCAGAUCCAACGGCAGGCCUUGGACGAGCCUACAUCAGGCCGCUCUUCCCAGGCCAGUUCCUCCAGACUCCACCGGCCCACGUUGUCACUAGGUGCCGUACGCCGCAGACGCAGACUCGAAAAGCCUGUGCUCGAAUACGACAUCUCGCUCUCUGACGUUGAGUUUUUCUUCUCUCUACCCGAAAAAGUCCGCAAACAGCUGUUUUCGCGCGAGGAACAGUUGCUUCUUCAAGGCUGGCGUGAACAUUCCUUCAUUGCCGACGACCAAGACUCCGAGUGGGCACAACAACGCUUCGACGACUUCCACUUUGACUUUUUACAGCCAUCCCGUCUCGACGCUGCCGAGCGCGGACGCUCCCUGAGACCACAUUCAGUAUCGUCAGCAGAAAGCCCACUGAGCGGACCGAGCGGCCUCUUUGCGGCCUUGGAAAAGGACCCGGAUCACUCCACUACUCCUUCAUACCUCCACACCAUGGCCAAUCCUACUCCUAUAUUCACCUCCAAGGAAAUGCCCGCCCGCCACACGAGGAGAACAAUGUCCCUUACUUCUUGUCCUGUCCGCGGUGGAUCCUCCUCCUCUCCCUUUGGGCCUCCGUUCCUUAGUGGUAUCAACACUCGCCCCCACCAACGUUCACAAUCCUCUUCUCUCACUGGCCGCACGCCAGUCCACACACCCGUUUCUCCUGUAUUCGACCCCGAGGCCACUCAUUACCAGGACCCGGAGGCGAGGAAGAAGCUACGCAUGUACCUUGCUUCUCCUCAAAAGUUUGACGAAGCCAUAGAAUUCGGCUUCCCAUCAUCAACAAGGCCCGACACUGCUGCACCGCACUACCACCUACCACAGAUUGACACUCAUGCCUGCAAGUUCAGUCGGGACAUGCAAACAUUUCUCAGAGAUGGGCAACUGUCCUUCUUAGAGGAUGAACGUCACGAUAACGAAGGCUUGGCAUCAGAUGCCGACUCUGUCGCCGACAUGGAAUCGCCUGCCACACCCUCCAGUACUGGCGUCACUUUUCGUAUACAUUCUCGCCAAACAUCACACCGGAACUUGUCCCUGGAUUCACCAAUGCCAUCGCCUGUACACUCAACACACGCCCAACUAAACCGGGAGAUGACUCUGCGCAUGACCUUGACCCGUCCGGAUCUCCGUGCAGACGAAGACCAGUUGUACGGCUGGCAAGGCGCCUCGUCCAGCCCCAAGCCUCAGAAUGACGAUCCCUUGGCGCUAGAGGAUCUUGUCUUCAGCGACGAUAUGACUGGCACCAAAGGCGCAUUCUAUGUUAAGCCCAAGCCGCGCGGAAACCUAGUCAGCCGCCUGCUGAAGCGCGCCAGUUUGAAAUCUCGAUGAAAUACAUCCGCUAGUCACUCGAAGCGUGUCACCCUUAUGGGCCUCGUGCCCUCUUUUUUCUAGUCCAUUUUUAAAACCUGUUAUUACUUUCUUAGUUCUAAUUCACCAACAGGUCUGCUGCGUUUGAGCGGGCGUUUUUGUUGUUGUUUCUCUUUUGGUUCGACACAUUGGUUUGGGCGCCAGAAUUGUACGAUAUACUACGAUGCACGAUACGAUUCAGAUGCAUGAAUGAGGCGUUUUCCUUUCAACCCACCCACACCAGGUUCUUCCUGUGCAAUUCAGCUAGU